AUGUCCUUAAAUGGACAAUUUCUUGCAGGUCAAGAGUUAUAUGAAAAAAUUGAAAAUACGAGUUUAGCUUCUUCUGAUCCAGUAUAUCAGGAAGACGUGAAGAAUGCAAUUUUACUUUUUUCCAAAUGCGCCGAAUUAGUCAGCAAACUUAAUCUCUUCAGUCCGAAUGAAACCGUGGACGAUAUUAAUUCAGUCGAUUUGAGAUUCCUUUUGGUGGAAGCGUAUCUUGGUGACUUGACAUCCAAGUUGGUUAAUGACAACCGAGUUCAGACCUUAAACACGGCAAAGAGGUAUUUUGAACAGUUUUUGCGAAACGGUGAUUUAUAUGAAAUCCUUAAAGAGGAUGCAAGUAUUCUUGAUUUUACUCUGUCGGAGACUCCUUCCGGUGUCACAGACGAAAGAUUCAUGAAGCAAGAAAUUAGCGAAAAAAGCAAAGACGCUGCAAAGAGACGUGAGGAAAAGAUUGCACGUUUCAAGCGAGAAAAAGAAACCAAAGCAAGAUUAGAGAAACUGCAGAAACAAUUGUCUUCCGUCGGAGAUGAGGAUAAAGAAGAUGUCAAUAGGGAACACGUUUUGACCCUUAUCGAUCUUUUCAUUCAAAAAUCGAUUGAACAAUUAAUUUCAAUCAAUCAGGAGAUCAAUUUAUUAAAUCAAAUGAAUGAAUUAGGGGAUCGUGCAAGACGCGACGCUUCCUCGAAGAAGGCUAAUGAUGACAGAGUUGAACAUACAAUCAAAGAUGACAGCAGCCCCUUAUUAUCAUCGGAUGGACGUAUUCUCCGUCCAUUUGUAAUUACCAACAAACGUGAGGAAAUACGACAGCAAGUAUUCCGACCCGGUUGGCGCCUUCCUACAAUGACCAUCGACGAAUAUCUUCAACAAGAGGCAGAACGGGGAAAUAUCAUUGUUGGAGGAGGUCAAAUGCCAGAGAAGAAAGUCAUCGAUGACAAUGACGAGAGCGCUAUAGAUGCAGAAACGUAUAAAGCACGAGAAUGGGACGAUUUCAAGGAUGAUAAUCCACGCGGUUGGGGAAAUAAAAUUGGUAAAGGUUAA
Molecule: messenger RNA, 1050 nt
Organism: Acaulospora morrowiae
Lineage: Eukaryota; Fungi; Glomeromycota; Glomeromycetes; Diversisporales; Acaulosporaceae
Source: the annotation of a GenBank genome assembly